UGUAGAUCCAUCUUUACUCAAAACAAAAGUGCAGUUUUCCCAUCAUUUUGCAUCGUUUCCACCUCUAAUAACAGCAACCAACAACCAUGCCUUUGGAGUUAGGAGGACAUGAGCAUCCUUUAGCAAAAAGUACAUAUCUUGGAGGUUUAUCUUGUGAUGUUUGCGAUCGUUCCUAUCGUGAUGGCCACUCUCGCGAUCGAUGGUUUCAAGAUGGCUUCUCUUGCGAUGAAUGCGAUUUUAAAGUGCACACGAAAUGUAUCUAUGUGUUCAACAUACUAGAGACAACCAAGCAUCCUUCUCAUGAAGGACACUGUGUUAGACUUCUCACAACGGGGGCUCCUGAUCAUCACACAGAUCCGAAAUGCCAUAUUUGCGGUGAAAAAACUAAGCGUCUUCUUUAUCAUUGUUCCAUUUGUGAUCUCAAUUUGGACAUAGGUUGCAUGUUUGAUGCCUUGUGCGCUGGAUCUCAACUGAAUAUGCCGUGGCACUAUCAUCCUCUUCUCAUGCUUGAUGUUGGUACUUAUAUGCGGUGCGAAAUUUGUGGUAAGCGCGGCUCAUAUGGCUACUGUUGCCCACGUUGUUGGAUGAUGGUUCAUGAGAAAUGUGCCUCUGUAUUUGUUGAUGCACCAGUGAUCACUCAUUCUUUUCAUGCCAAACACUCUCUCAAGCUUCUCACCGAAGGAGCUCCCGGCUACACUGUUCCGAAAUGUCAUCUAUGUGGAAAAGACACUGGAAACAUUCUUUAUCACUGUGAUAUUUGUAAGUUCAACUUGGAUAUGGCUUGUGCUAUUCGGUCUUCCCGACCAUUGUCUCUUUCAGAUAUGAAGGUCCAUGAGCAUACACUCACACUCAUCCCAAGAUUGAUCUCUUUCGUUUGUGAUGGUUGUGGAGAGAAAGGAGAUCGGUCUCCUUAUGUUUGUUUUCAAUGUGAUCUCAUGUUCUUCCAUCAAAAAUGUGCUCGCUUACCACGUGUUAUUCAUGUCAAUCGCCAUGAUCACCGAGUUUCUUACAAGUAUCCGCUUGGUCCUGGAGAUUGGAUAUGUGAGAUUUGUUUGAAAGAGAUUGAUUGGUCAUAUGGAGCCUAUUCUUGUUCCAUAUGUCCUCAAUAUACCAUUCACUCAAAAUGUGCAACAAGGAGAGACGUGUGGGAUGGCAAAGAGCUUGAUGGAGUACCUGAAGAAGACGUUGAGGAUACUGAGCCAUUCAAGAUUAAUGAUGACAGAACAAUCACUCAUUUCGCUCAUGAACAUAACAUGAGCCUCAACAAAGAAGGUGUUGCUUUAGCGGAAAGUAUUUUGUGUGGAGGGUGUGUUCGUCCCAUUGGCUCUGAUUCAUUCUACAGCUGUUCAGAAUGCAGUUUCAUCCUUCAUGAAAUCUGUGCUAAUCUCCCAAAGAAGAAGCGGCACUUUCUAAGCCCACAACCUCUUAGUCUUAUCCUCAAUAGAGAUACUGACGAAGGGUUUUGUUCUGCUUGUUGUUUACGUUGCUGUGAUGGAUUCAUGUAUACUGAUGAAAACGAUACCUUUGAUUUACUAUGCAGUUCUGUCACUAUGCCUCUUAUUCAUGGAAGUCAUCCGCAUCCUUUACUCUACCUCGAAAGAGAUAAUUAUGGUGACAGAGAGGCAUGCCAGGGUUGCAACAGGGGUGGAGAACUCGAGCUUGGUUGUAUCCAAUGCGAUUAUUAUUUGGAUUUUCGUUGUGCUACUCUACCAGAAACUGUAAGUCUCCACAAGUAUGAUGAUCAUCCACUCACUCUUUGUUACGGUGAAGAGGCAACUAGCGGCAAGUAUUGGUGUGAUAUAUGCGAAAGCGAAACAAAUCCAAAGACUUGGUUCUACACAUGUUAUGAUUGUGGAAUCACUCUACAUGUUUUCUGCGUACUUGGUGAUAUAAGGUACGCCAAACCAGGAGGGAAGAUCGAAGGCGACCUUGAAUUGAUGGCUAACAAUACAUCUUCAAGACCACUUUGCAACCGUUGUCACUGUCGUUGCGCAGCUCCCUUCUUUCUUCUUAACAAAAGCGGAUUAUACUGUUCUGUGUACUGUUUUCAACGUACUGAAGAGGAAGCAUCCUCAAUUAGUAUUUUUGUUUUACGUCCUCCAUGGGCAGAUGAAUCUGUGUUUUAAGAGCUGGUAAUAUUAUUGUUUG
This is a messenger RNA of Eruca vesicaria subsp. sativa (arugula), 2148 nucleotides long. NCBI's taxonomy places the organism in Eukaryota, Viridiplantae, Streptophyta, Magnoliopsida, Brassicales, Brassicaceae. The record is from the annotation of a GenBank genome assembly.